AUGGCCAAGUGUUUUAGCUUCACAGCCUCAAGAGACUGGUGUUAUAGAUACACUUUUUCCACGUCCGGUCUAAAGUCAUCCACCACCGACCUCGGCGAUGGCACCAUCAUGCACUGUUGGGUGCCCAAAACCAGCAAACAUUACAAACCCAAUUUACUUCUCAUCCAUGGAAUUGGCGCCAAUGCAAUGUGGCAAUGGAAUGAGUUUAUUUCCCCCUUGUCCUCCAAGUUCAACGUAUACGUACCGGACUUGCUGUUUUUUGGCGAUUCAUACACCACAAGGCCGGAGAGGACUGAAGCCUUUCAGGCUCAGUGUGUGAUGAGGACCAUGGAGGCGCACGGCGUGCGUAGAAUGUUCGUUGUAGGGCUGAGCUAUGGUGGGUUUGUUGCGUACAGCUUAGCGGCGCAGUUCCCUCAGGCAGUGGAGAGGGUGGUGAUUGGAUGUGCUGGAGUGUGUUUGGAGGAGAAGGACAUGGAAGAGGGGUUGUUCAAUGUAAAGAGUGUGGAUGAGGCUAUUAGCAUUUUGCUGGCUCAAACGCCGGAGAAGCUGAUGGAGUUGAUUAGACUUUCGUUUUACAAGCCAAUGAAGACCGUGCCUUCUUGUUUUCUCUCGGAUUUUAUUGAUGUAAUGUGUGUAGAAAAUUUUCAAGAAAGAAAAGAGUUGGUUUACACUUUACACAAGGACAGAAAGCUCUCAGAUCUGCCUAAAAUUACUCAGCCAACACUAAUAAUUUGGGGAGAGUAUGACCAGGUCUUCCCACUGGAAUUGGCUCACAGAUUGAAAAGGCAUUUGGACGACAAUGCACAGCUAGUUGUCUUGAAGAAUGCCGGGCAUGCAAUUAAUAUGGAAAAGUCGAAGGAACUAUACAAGCACUUGAAGUCAUUCCUUAUCUAUCCUGCUCUUUCUAAGAUUGAGAGCAAUGGAAACAGCCGCAAAUUGGAUUAA
Fraxinus pennsylvanica is the source of this 945-nucleotide messenger RNA. NCBI's taxonomy places the organism in Eukaryota, Viridiplantae, Streptophyta, Magnoliopsida, Lamiales, Oleaceae. The record is from the annotation of a GenBank genome assembly.